AUUUGGUACACUCUAGUCGUGGUCUCACCAAUCAAACUGUAUGUAGCUAGCAUGUGACAGUGGCGGUGAUUUGGAAUCGCCCCCCAUUGGUCAGGUCUAGAAGCACAAGUACAAGUGAAAGUGGUAUUAAAAACUCCUGCUUGUUGCAAGUUAAUUGAAGGGCCUGUGCAUCUGAAAUGGCUGAUCCAUCAGAUGCUAUUCUGAGCAGCAGUUUUGGCGAGCCCAGUAGUCCUCCACAAAGCCCCAGUUCAAGAACAGGUGGUGUUGAUCCGAGUAGUCCUCCUGGGCCACAGUUUGAGGAUGAAGCUGACGAGUUGCUAGGCAAUAACGACCUGAGGGAGGAGGAGGAAGAAGGAGAGGAACUGUUUGGGGACAACUUUGAGAGGGACUAUCGCACCAUCGCCCAUCUGGACACAUACAAUGCAGAGGGGCUGGACCAGGGUGACUAUGACUCCAUGUCCCCCGGGGCAAGGGCGGCCGCUGAGAGGGAGUUGAGGAAGAGGGACCGACAAGAUGCACUGGCAUCCGGCCGUAUGAGACCAGGCCUGCUCUAUGAGGAGAGUGAGGAUGAGGAAUUGGGACCAUCACAGCCGAGACGGAGGAGGGGGGCGGGAGAGAGAGCAGCCGAUCAGAACAUGGACUUUGAGCAGGGUCCUGAGCAAAUUGAAAGUCUGGAGGACAUCAAAGGUCACACGGUGCGCGAGUGGGUUUCCAUGGCAGCACCAAGAGCGGAAAUCAAGACAAGAUUCAAGAACUUUCUCCGCACGUAUGUGGACGAGAAUGAAAUCAACGUGUACAAAGACAAAAUCAGACAAAUGUGUGAAGCCAAUGGUGAGAGUUUGGUGGUGGACUACAACGUGCUGGCCAAUGAGCAGCAGGUGAUUGCUUUCUUCCUCCCUGAGGCGCCAACUGAAAUGCUCAAAAUCUUUGAUGAGGCGGCUAAAGAGGUGGUGCUCUCCUAUUUCCCCAAAUACGAUUACAUAGCUAGUGAGAUCCACAUCAGGAUAGCAGAGCUGCCACUCAUGGAGGAGCUCAGGUCGCUGAGACAGCUGCAUUUGAACCAGCUAAUCCGUACUUGUGGGGUGGUGACUUCUAGCACUGGGAUCCUCCCUCAACUCAACAUGAUCAAGUACGAUUGCCUCAAAUGUGGAUUUAUCUUAGGGCCCUUCUAUCAGAAGCAGGAUCAGGAGGUUAAGCCGGGCACCUGUCCGGAAUGUCAAGCCAACGGACCCUUUGAAAUCAACAUGGAACAGACACUCUACCAGAACUACCAGAGGAUUAAAAUCCAGGAGAGUCCAGGCAAGGUGGCAGCCGGGCGCCUCCCUCGUUCCAAAGACACCAUCCUCCUAGCAGACCUUGUCGACUCUUGCAGACCAGGGGACGAAGUGGAUCUGACUGGUGUGUACACAAACAAUUACGAUGGUUCUCUGAACACUGCAAAUGGGUUUCCUGUGUUUGCCACGGUGAUUGAGGCUAACCACGUGAGCAAAAAGGACGACAAAAUGGCGAUUGCUAGUCUCACUGACGAAGAGGUGAGGUCCAUACAACUGCUGUCCAAGGACGAGAGGAUCGGGGAUAGGAUUAUUGCAAGUAUAGCCCCCUCAAUCUAUGGCCAUGACGACAUCAAGAGAGCCAUUGCCCUGGCAAUGUUCGGUGGAGAGCCUAAGAACCCAGGUCAGAAGCACAAGCUGCGUGGUGACAUCAACGUGCUGCUUUGUGGGGACCCAGGUACUGCCAAGUCCCAAUUCCUCAAAUACGUUGAGAAGAUAGCCCCUCGACCCAUCUUCACGACGGGUCAGGGUGCAUCUGCCGUGGGUCUCACUGCCUACGUCCAGCGCAGCCCAGUCACCAAGGAGUGGACUCUCGAGGCCGGGGCUCUGGUCCUCGCUGACAAGGGUGUGUGUCUUAUCGAUGAAUUCGACAAGAUGAAUGACCAGGAUCGUACAAGUAUCCACGAAGCGAUGGAGCAGCAGAGCAUCUCCAUCAGCAAAGCUGGCAUUGUGACUUCUCUUCAGGCACGCUGCUGCAUCAUUGCAGCUGCCAACCCCAUCGGAGGAAGAUAUGAUCCGUCACUAACCUUCUCCGAGAAUGUAGAUUUAACUGAGCCAAUCCUGUCCAGAUUUGACAUUCUCUGUGUUGUUCGAGACCUUGUGGACCCUGUUGAGGAUGAGAAGUUGGCUCGUUUUGUUGUGGGAAGCCACAUCCGUCAUCAUCCCAGCUACUCUGAAGGGGAAGGUGGCACACAAGAUGGGGACACGUUCCAGCAUACCACCCCCUCCGCCCUGAGAGAGGUGGAGGCCAUACCCCAGGACCUGCUCAGAAAGUACAUUGUCUACUCUAAGGAGAAGGUGCACCCCAAGCUGCAUCAGAUGGACCAGGACAAAGUGGCCAAGCUCUACGCUGACCUCAGGAAGGAGUCCAUGAGGACUGGAAGUAUCCCUAUCACUGUGCGUCACAUUGAGUCCAUCAUCCGUAUUGCCGAGGCUCACGCCAGGAUGCACCUGAGGGAGUAUGUCCAUAGUGAUGACGUUGACAUGGCAAUCAGGGUCAUGCUGGAGAGCUUCAUUGACACUCAGAAGUACGCUGUCAUGAGGAAUAUGAGGAAGGCAUUUGCCAACUACCUGGCCUACAAGCGUGACAACAAUGAGCUGCUCCUAUUCAUUCUCCGACAAUUAGCCAGCGAUCACUUGACUUUCAACAGGAACCGUUAUGGUGGAGAUUUUGAGCUUGUGGAGGUCCCAGAGGAGGAGUUCAUUGAAAAGGCGAGGCAAAUCAAUAUCCACAGUUUGGCACCGUUCUACGAAAGUGAAUUAUUCAAGAAGAACAAGUUCAUUUACGAUCGAUCUAGAAAGCAAAUAGUUCAACAACUCUAGAACCACAAACACAUUAACCGUUGCAUGCUUAUAUACAUAACAUACAGAAUUAUUUAUGAUCUAUCGUGCACACGAUCCGUGCCAGGUGAUCACA
Halichondria panicea is the source of this 2967-nucleotide messenger RNA. RefSeq names its product DNA replication licensing factor mcm2-like. Bases 177 to 2873 code for a protein of 898 amino acids. Gene Ontology annotation, molecular function: single-stranded DNA helicase activity; 3'-5' DNA helicase activity; ATP binding. The record is from RefSeq and is a predicted model, not a curated record. NCBI's taxonomy places the organism in Eukaryota, Metazoa, Porifera, Demospongiae, Suberitida, Halichondriidae. The transcript is spliced from 18 exons. Gene Ontology annotation, cellular component: nucleus; MCM complex. Gene Ontology annotation, biological process: DNA replication; double-strand break repair via break-induced replication; mitotic DNA replication initiation.